GCGGCCGGGUCUGAGGGAGCCGGAGGACGGGGAGCAGCGGCAGCGGCGAUGUCGGUGCAGGUGGCGGCCCCCGCCGUGGAGCUGAAGGAGCUGGGCGGCCCCAGGGACAAGGGGGCGGCCGCCCCGUCCCGCCCGGCCGAGCCGGGGCCUCUCCCCCCGCCGGGGCUCGGCGUGGCCGGGGCGCCCUGCCCGCUGCCGGCCCCGGCCGGGGAGCGUGAGGCGGCGGCGGCCCCCGGCGCGGGGUGCGGGGCCGAGCGGCCUCCCGUGAGCGGCUGCCCCGGGCUCCCCGCGGCCGGGCUCCCCCCCGGGGCCGCCAAGGUGCCGCAGGCUUCGGCCAUGAAGAGGAGCGACCCGCACCACCCGCAGCACCGGCACCGGGACGGCGGGGACGGCGGCGCCGGGCGGGAGGCGAUGGUCAGCCCCGACGGCACCGUCACCGAGGCGCCCCGCACCGUCAAGAAGUUUUCAUCAUUACAGAAACACCAGAAAAGGCCAUAGAUGAUUUAUUGGAG
Mauremys mutica (yellowpond turtle) is the source of this 512-nucleotide messenger RNA. Its product is annotated as putative adenosylhomocysteinase 3. The record is from RefSeq and is a predicted model, not a curated record. The coding region runs from base 49 to 498 and encodes 149 amino acids. Lineage: Eukaryota; Metazoa; Chordata; Testudines; Geoemydidae. The transcript is spliced from 2 exons.